CGGGCACUGACGGCAAACAAUGGCGGCCCCCGGUGGGAACGAUUAGAUUAAUGUUUUGUAAUACCUAUUUUCACAGCAAUUUACCUAUUGUUCUGAUACCUCUGCAAUAUUGAAAACUGUUUCGUGACCAGUAAAACGGAUCACAUUGUUAAUUCUGAUAUGAGUGCAGUUGUUGUCAUGAAACUUUGACAUGUUGGCACAGAAACUGCACCUGCUCCGACACAACGUCCUGUCAUUUGUAUCCUCUCGGACUGGCAGUGACCUCACCAGGCUCCAGUAUGAUGUCAUCGUAGUGGGGGGAGGACAUGCUGGGACUGAGGCGGCGGCCGCAGCAGCCAGAUUGGGAGCAGAGACCCUCCUCAUUACCCAGAAGGUCAUGACUAUCGGGGCCCUCUCCUGUAACCCCUCUCUGGGGGGCGUGGGGAAGGGCCAGCUGGUGAGGGAGGUGGAUGCUCUGGACGGUCUGUGUGGGCGAGCAGGCGACUGGGCCGGGGUCCACUUCUCCAUCCUAAACCGCAGCAAAGGGCCCGCUGUGUGGGGCCCCCGGGCACAGCUGGACCGGGAACGCUACCGCCAAUUCAUCCAGUCAGAAUUGCUGUCCACUCCCAGGCUGACAGUGUUGGAGGGCUCAGUGGCUGAGUUGCUGGUGUCACAACCCAACCCAGAGGAGCCUGGACACCACAGAGUCACUGGGAUAAGACUGGUGGAUGGAAGCCACCCCAUCUUGUCCAGCUCAGUGGUACUUACCACCGGCACUUUCCUGUCCGGCUCCCUCUUCAUGGGCCAAACCACCUCUCCCGGGGGGAGGAUGGGGGACGCCCAAUCAUGUGCCGGACUUUCAUACACACUGAAAGAGACAUUGGGGUUGAGGGUGGGUCGGCUGAGGACUGGCACACCCCCUCGGAUAGUGAAGGAGUCCGUAGAUCUGUCCUUGGCUCAGCUCCAAGCCCCGGACAAACAGCCCACUCCCUUCAGUUUUCUCAACACGCACACCCACUGCAAGCCAGAAGAGCAGCUCCCCUGCUACCUGAUCCACACCACACCUGGAGUGGAGAGAGUGGUCAGGGAGAGUGUCCACCUCAACUGUCACAUACAGCAGGACGCCAAAGGUCCCAGAUACUGUCCCUCCAUCGAGUCGCGAGUGCUGCGGUUUCCGGGGCGACGGCACCAGGUGUGGCUGGAGCCGGAAGGUUUGACCUCUGACCUGUUGUACCCCCAGGGCCUGUCCAUGACCAUGCCCCCUGACGUGCAGCUCCGCCUCCUUAGGGAGAUCCCCGCCUUGCACCGAGCCGAGAUCCGCACUCCUGGUUACGGGGUGCAGUAUGACUUUGUGUGCCCCACCCAGCUGACUCCGUCUCUGCAGGUGAAGAGCACUCAGGGGCUCUUCCUCGCGGGUCAAAUCAACGGCACCACGGGCUACGAGGAAGCAGCCGCACAAGGCUUGUGGGCGGGGGUGAAUGCAGGUCGGACGGCCCUCUCCCUGCCCCCCAUGGCACUGUCUCGUACCCAGAGCUACAUCGGGGUGCUGAUCGAUGACUUGGUGGGCCGAGGGGUGACAGAACCUUACCGCAUGUUCACUAGCCGCGCCGAGUUCAGAACCUACCUCAGGCCCGACAAUGCAGACCUGCGUCUCACCCCCAGAGGGUUUGAGGAAGUGGGCUGCGUGACUUUGCAGCGAUACAAGAAAGCAGUAAGUGUGAGGGACGGCCUCCAGGAAGCCCUGAUGGCCCUGCAGUCCGUGGCUCUAUCCUCCACCCGCUGGAGAGAGAAGCUGGGCAACAUCAGCCUGAGUGAGAACAAGAGCACCACCUUAAAUGGUUUGGAUCUGUUGCAAUACAAAGAUGUGUCCUUUGAAAUGUUGGCCUCGGUCUUCCCAGAGUGCCUUUCACAAUAUUUUGAGUACUCACAACGACUCAAGAUUGAAGCUGUGUACAGACCCCACUGCGAGAAGCAGAGUCGAGAGAUGGAGAGAAUACGGAGGGAGGAAAGUCUGUCUCUCCCCUCUGACAUGGACUACCUCUCCUUACCAGUGUCCCUCUCUCAGGAGGUCAGAGAGAUACUGGACCGAGUCAGGCCCAACACUCUGGGCGCUGCUACCCGUCUACCAGGCAUGACGCCUGCUGGGAUCAUCCACCUUCUCAACUAUGUCCUCAGGACCGGGCAGAGGAACAGACACACAGAGCACAGAAACCGAUUGAGCCAAAAAGAGGGGGAAAAGGGACAGCUGUGUGCAAGCAACAUACCGAUAUCUCAGUGA
Salvelinus fontinalis (brook trout) is the source of this 2257-nucleotide messenger RNA. RefSeq names its product mitochondrial tRNA translation optimization 1 (gene mto1). The coding region runs from base 191 to 2257 and encodes 688 amino acids. Lineage: Eukaryota; Metazoa; Chordata; Actinopteri; Salmoniformes; Salmonidae. The record is from RefSeq and is a predicted model, not a curated record. Gene Ontology annotation, biological process: tRNA methylation; tRNA wobble uridine modification. Gene Ontology annotation, molecular function: flavin adenine dinucleotide binding. The transcript is spliced from 13 exons. Gene Ontology annotation, cellular component: cytosol.